UAAUGAUUUAUGAUUAGGAGAGGCAAAACGGAUUGAGAGGUAGAUAUUUUCUUGGUAUUUAACACAUGAUGUUUUCUUAAUUUCCUACUUGGCUUCUUGCCUCUAGUUGUGCUUUAAUGGCUUAAAUUCUUAAAUAUUUUGUUAGAAUGAAAAAUCAGUUUAAUUAAGCUUAUUUAUAGUUUGGGCCUUUGGGGUAAUGUAAUUAAGCUCAUUUUGUUGAAAAUAUGAUGCUUCUAGCUUGCUCCACUGUUUCAAAGUCUGUUGUCUCCAAAACAUUAUGAGUCGAAUCAUCAAGAUAGAAGAUGACGAUUGGAGCUGGAAUCAAUGUUACGGCGGAUAAGAAGCUGGUGGUGUUUGGGAAUGAAGUGCUCUCCAAUAUUCAUCACAACAUCUUUUUAACUCAUCAUCACUCUGCCGGAGAUUCUUCUGCUGCCGGAGCUUUCAUCGGCGUUUCUUCCAAUUGUCCAGGAAGCCGUCAUGUCUUCCCCGUCGGCAACCUCCUGGGGUUGCGCUUUAUGUGUGUAUUCAGAUUCAAAUUGUGGUGGAUGACUCAGAGAAUGGGUGAUUGUGGAAGAGACAUUCCUUUUGAAACUCAAUUUCUGAUGGUGGAAGCCAAUAACAAAACCUAUGCUGUGUUUUUGCCCAUUAUUGAACCUAAUUUUAGAGCUGUGCUCCAAGGGAACGCCCAAGACGAGCUCCAAAUAUGCCUUGAAAGUGGGUGUCCUCAGGUUCAAAAUUUUGAUGGGACUCAUCUGCUCUAUGUGGCUGCUGGUUCUGACCCUUUUGAUGUCGUCUCCAACGCUGUCAAGAGUGUAGAGAGACAUCUUCAGACAUUCUGUCAUCGCGAAAGAAAAAAGAUGCCAGAUAUUCUCAACUGGUUUGGCUGGUGUACUUGGGAUGCAUUUUACACCAAUGUUACCUCACAAGGAGUCAAGGAAGGAUUACAAAGUUUCGAAAAGGGUGGAGUUUCUCUAAAGUUUAUUAUCAUUGAUGACGGAUGGUAAUCGGUAGCCAUGGAUUCCGAAAGUGUUCCAUGUGAAGAAGAUAAUUGUGCCAAUUUUGCUAAUAGGCUGACUAAUAUCAAGGAGAAUCACAAAUUCCAGAAGAAUGGUAAAGAAGGAUCUAGAGUGGAGGAUGGCUUCCGUGACAUUAUAACUGAGAUUAAAGAAGAUCAUGCAAUUAAGUAUGUUUAUGUGUGGCAUGCAAUAACAGGGUACUGGGGAGGUGUUAAACCUGAUGUUGCUGAUAUGGAACAUUACGAACCCAAGUUAGCCUACCCAAAAACAUCCCCAGGUGUUCAAUCAAAUGAGCAUGUGGAUUAUCCGGAUAAUUCCUUGGUAACCAUGAUGAAAAAUGGACUUGGGCUUAUGAAUCCUGAAAAGGUUUUCAGCUUCUAUGAUGAGCUUCACUCAUACCUUGCCUCAGCUGGUAUUGAUGGGGUGAAGGUUGACGUCCAAAGUGUCCUUGAAACACUUGGUGCUGGGCAUGGUGGAAGAGUCAGUCUAUCUAGAAAAUAUCACAGGGCCUUAGAGACUUCAAUUAGCAAGAAUUUCCCCGAUAAUGGAAUAAUAUCUUGCAUGAGCCACAACACUGAUGGCUUAUACAGUGCCAAGCGGGCUGCAAUUAUUAGAGCAUCUGAUGAUUUCUGGCCAAGAGAUCCAGCAUCACAUACCAUCCACGUUGCUUCAGUUGCAUACAAUACAGUUUUCCUUGGAGAGUUUAUGCAGCCAGACUGGGAUAUGUUUCAUAGCUUGCACCCUAUGGCUGAAUACCAUGGAGCAGCUCGUGCAGUCGGUGGUUGUGCAAUCUAUGUUAGUGACAAACCUGGACACCAUGAUUUUGAUUUACUGAGAAAGCUUGUACUUCCUGAUGGUUCUAUAUUGAGGGCCAAACUGCCUGGCAGACCCACCAGGGAUAGCUUGUUCACUGAUCCUACUAGAGACGGUAAAAGUCUUCUGAAAAUAUGGAACAUGAAUGAUUACACUGGGGUGAUUGGGGCUUUCAACUGCCAAGGAGCUGGCUGGUGUAAGGAUGGAAAGAGAAAUGUAGUCCACGACGAACAACCUGAUGCAGUUACUGAUGUCAUUAGAGCUCGUGAUGUAAAUUAUCUUAAUAAGAUUGUUGAUGCUGGAUGGAAUGGAGAUUGUGUUGUAUAUAGUCAUCUUAGAGGAGAGGUUGUUUAUCUUCCUGAAAAUGCAUCACUUCCUGUCACAUUGAAGGCCAAAGAAUAUGAAGUUUUCACAGUGGUUCCUGCAAAGCAGCUGUCAAAUGGUGUCAUUUUUGCCCCAAUUGGGCUGACUAAAAUGUUUAACUCUGGAGGUGCAGUUAAGGCCUUACAGUAUGAGGCAGAAGGAAACGCUGUUAUUAGCCUGAAAGUUCGCGGUUGUGGUGCAUUUGGGGCAUAUUCCUCAAUCCCACCAAAGAAGAUUUGCGUAGAUGAUGAAGAAAUAGAUUUUGAUUACGAGAAGGCCUCUGGGUUACUGACCUUAACAUUAAGAACUCCUGAAAAGGAAUUGUACCUCUGGAAUAUCAGAAUUGAAUUGUAAACGAAAAAAUAUGAAAAAUUUAUGUACUCAGCAUUACAUACACGACGGGAGAUCUUCAUGUUGCUCCUGGGAAAUCAGUUUUCCACGAAAAAAAAUUGGAUGAUGAGAUCUAAUCAGCUAAAACUUUGUUGUGGAUGCUGCUAGAUUAUGCAAUGGACGAUGAAUUUCUUCAAGGACAGCAUCAGGUUAGAUUAUAAUGCCAGGUUCAAUAAGUUGCAACAUCUGCUAGUUAGGUAAUUGGUAUGAAGCAAACCCUAUUUGCUACUAGAUCGAUCAAAGGGUCAAUUCAAGAAAUCAUUGUACAUCGAAUUUGCCUGAGUUAUUAUACGAGUAACUUGUUCUUGUUGUUCUUAAUCUUUCCGAUUCUGACAUGAUCUAAACCUUGCAUAGAAGAGUGUAUGCACAUCUUAUUUGCAUCUUAAUAGCUAGAAGGAUAUUUUACAGUGUUCCCUGGAAUUGAAAAUAAAUACUGAAGUGAGGGUAUUUUUCCGUUAA
Messenger RNA from Chenopodium quinoa (quinoa), 3041 nucleotides. RefSeq names its product probable galactinol--sucrose galactosyltransferase 1. The transcript has 13 exons. The record is from RefSeq and is a predicted model, not a curated record. NCBI's taxonomy places the organism in Eukaryota, Viridiplantae, Streptophyta, Magnoliopsida, Caryophyllales, Amaranthaceae.